AGCUCCAGGAGGCAGCUAUUACACUACUAUUGAGAGGCUGCUGCUGCUGCUGCUGGACACACAUAGAGAAGGCUCCGGGCGCCCUCUGCCGUCCGCUCCAGGUAAUUGCACCCCCCGCUGCAGACUGCGGGGACCGCGGGAUUGAGAGUGGACCCGGAGCCCGGCAGCAUGAACCCGGGGAGCCGCUCCCACCCGUCCCCGGAGCACGACAGCGCCAAGCCGGGGGCCGGACGCCCCCACCCGUCCUCGGAGCCCGGUAGCUCGAAGCCCACCGCCCGCACUGAUCCUUCCCCGGAGGCCGGCAGCGGCGGCGGCUCCAGCCCAACGGACCGAUUUGGGGUGCUGAGCACCGAGCAGCUCCGGCAGCUGCUGCAGGACGAGGCGAAGCUGCAGCGCAUCGUCCGCCUGAGCGAGCAGGUGCAGUCGCUUCAAGAAGAGAGGAAAACGUCUUUGGCUUCUAACUUUGAGCUUGCUCAAAAAAACUUGUCCCUUCGUCCACGUCUGGAGACUGGGAAAGCUAAUCUGGCAAUUAAGUACCAGCUGCUGCGCGAAACCUGUGCAUCCUGUCGUGGAAAACUACGAAAAAUCCAGUGCCUCUUGCAGGAAUGUAAUCCACAUGUUGCACUCAGCCACCUGCAGGAGGAGCUGCAGAGUACGGAGGCAGAAUGUGAGGCCCUCUCCCAGCUGUUCCUGGAGGGCUCCCUCCCUCUGCUUGUGUUCCUGGAUUCUUACCACUUGCUCCGGGCUCAGUGUCACAUCCGCAGGAUCCAGAAUGAGAAGCUGCUUGAGCUUCUGGGAGAGACUCUUGAACAGGACACAAUCCCCCAAAACCAGGAACUGCCUCCCGACCGGGAAUUGCCCUCGCAACCCACCAAACUACCCUCUGACCAGAACCUGGCCUCAAAGCUUCAGGAACUUCCCCCACAGUCCAGAAAACUGCCCUCCAAGCAGGCCUUGCCUGUUCCUCAAUCCACCAAAAUGCCCCCAAACCGGGAUCCUCAAAUGAAGUCUCGUGAUGUGGCUCCUGGAGGCAAACAGCCUAUUCGACCCAGAGAACUGCCCAUCCAAACCAGCAAACUGCCCCCCGAAAGGAAACUGCCUUCCAACCCCAAGGAAAAGCCCCACAAUCAGAGAGAUCAGACCCCCCAGGCCUGUGCUCAAUCAAUCCCAUCUCCUGCUGCCCCCUCACAGAUGCCCCCUGCUGUAUUCCGCCUGCCUCCUCUGCCGUGCGGGAUGACACCUGCAUUGUUGAUCCCAGCGGAGGUGCUGUCUCCUUUUCAGGGUCCUAAUGCCCAGUCCCCAGGUUGCGUCCCACAGUUGGGGCGCAGCAAUGGUCAACAGCAGCAGCCACCCCGGGCUCCUCUGCGUUUCAUCACUCGCAUCUACUUCUUGAGCACUCGGCACCUAAGGGUGCUGUCCAGAGCCCAGCGGCAGCAGCAGCAGCAACACCCUCCAAAGCGAUAAGUGAGGAGCUGUGGGUGGACAAGGGAGUAGGGCAAUUUAUGGGACGGGGGACAGGGUAGUUGUCUGUGAGUCGGUGUGUGUAUGAAUAUGCGUGUGGGUCUUUCUGCAGAUGAUGUUUCUUUGCCAAGGCAGGAUGUUCAUAUGAUUAUUUUCAACGUGUGAAUGGUGUGUGUGUGUGUGUGUGUGUGUAUGUGUGUGUGUGUGUAUGUCUAGGCUGGUUCCAAGUGAGCUCUUGAGUGAAUGAAAGGAAUCACUCUAGUGCGUUAUCUUUGGGAUGCAAUGUGUGUCUGUGUCUGCAAUGUGUACUCAGUACUUCCCCUCCUGAUUGUUUACUAGCUAUUAAUAAAUGCAGAAUGUCUGUGCAGACACACUGUGUAUGGUGAGCAGAGGAGUACGAAUGUCCAAGUGUACAUACUGCAUGCAUGGUUAACGUCAGGUGAAACUGCUGCAUACAAAUGUGUGGGUUGUCCAGCUCCAUGUGUUAGGAUAAAGUAUGGCAGUGUACAGUAUUUAUUAUUUAUUUAUUAUCAGUUAUUUAUAUAGCGCACACAUAUUCCGCAGCGCUUUACAGAGAAUAUUUGCCCAUUCACAUCAGUCCCUGCCCCAGUGGAGCUUACAAUCUAUAUUCCUUAGCACAAUUAUACUCACACGCAUUCACACUAGGGUUAAUUUCGUAAGAAGCCAAUUAACCUACCAGUAUAUUUUUGGGAUUGUGGGAGGAAACUGGAGUACCCGGCGGAAACCCACGCAAGUACGGGGAGAAUAUACAAACUCCACACAGGGACAUGGUGGGAAUCGAACCCAUGACCUUAGUACUGUGAGGCAGUAAUGCUAACCAUUAUACCAUACGUACUGCCCAGUAUGUGGAUAAUUAUUAAAUUCACAGUUUUGCACUUAUUAUUUACUUACAUUGCUAUAAUUGAGAUAUAUAUAAAAUAAUUAAAUUACACGUGUCAUGCAGACAACUUUGGGGCCAUUAUAAGGAAUUCCAAAUGUGUUUAUACAUUGUAUUAACCAAAAUUACUAGCAAAUGUCUAGAUUUAAAGCUGAUUUUCUAGCAUCCUCAUGAAAGAUGUCUCUGUGUAAAGUUUUUUAUUUUUAGCAGUGUGUUUCAGAAGAGGUGACUUAGCUGUGUGUGACUGGCACUAUGUCUCCACCUUGUGGCUUAUUAAGAUCAGUGCAGACUGUAUAAUAGUGUGCAAGGAAGCAACCUUACACUGUAAACUUUUUUUUUUCUUCUUUAAAUGGGUUGUUACAAAAGAGUAUUUGCAAAAUAGUUUAAAAAUAUGCUGGAUUUAUUUAUUUAUUUUUACAAUUGCUUGUGAUAUUGUGGUUCAUUGUGUCAUAUUUUCUUUCUGUAGUCUACAUCUGCAUGUUAAAAAUUCUCGACUCGCCAAUCCCGAUAAUUUUUUGCUGUGGUCCAGGUUAUCAGGUAAUGGCCGGACCAUACCCAAGGCUAGUGAUUUAAAGCUAGAAUGCUACCACUUGCCAAAAUCAAACAAGCAGCAGUCUUGUUGGUUUCCCUCAAGAGGCAGAGGAGCAUCAACAGCACAGCUGUGAGUCCCAAAUAGGCCCAUUUUGUAAUUUGUAGACCACUACAGCUUUCAGAGGUAACAGCCAUAUUGGUAAUGUUUUAAUUUUUACAAUCAAUCAAAUUUUGGUUUUCAUGUUACCUUUAGUAAUCUUGAUUUUACUUUAGGUAUUCAUGGGAGCACUGCCAUAUCUAUAAUGGGUGCAGUGUGUGCAGUGCACAAGGGCCCCUGCGUUCAGGGGGGCCCACACUGGCCUCCCUGCACCCGUUUCAAUACUUACCUCUCCGGAGUUCCCCUUCGGCAGCAGAACCUCUUCACAAAUCACAGUGAAAAUGGCGUGGCUAUCAUUCUCCUGGCAUAUUGUGCAUGCGCAGUAAGGAAAUCUCCGGGAAUAUGGCCACCACACCAUUUCCCUAGAGUUCUGCUUAUGCGCAAUAGAGUCUAUGCCCUUAGUGCUCAGACUUUACAUUACUGCCGGCUGGAGAGUAGGGGGCACGCAGGCAUCCUCCUCUGUUAAUUCGCACUUGCAUGGGAGUAAAAACAUUUUUAAAAUCAGAAUAAAUGGAAACAUCUAUGUGAAUUCAAAUUUCAAACAUUUGCCGUUUUCUUAAACUUUUACAAAAAGUUUUCUUAGUUGGCCGCUGUGUGUAAUGGAAUAAUGAAGAUGUUUAGCUGCUAAAUAUAUGUUUUAUUAUGGCCAGUAUCUUAAUGUUAUUAAUGAGGUAGCUAUCACUGAAAUAUCUAAAAAUAGUUUACCAAAAUUCUGUAACUAUUUACUAUUAUGUGGAUAAUAAUAAGUCAAAGUAUAUUAUUAUAUGGAAAAAGAAUCUAGUGCUGUGGAUUUGCACUGUGAAACCAGUAUCUAUCCUUAGAAGCAGAAGUGGCUUAAUGUGAAUAAACACUGACCAUGACAUGAUAUUCUGACAUCAUUUAUUCCCUCUAAAUAAAGAAAAUCUAAUUCAUUAAGAGAAAACAUACUCUUCCUUUACUGUCACUGCAUCUUUAUAACUUGUCUGUAUAAUUUAUUACCAUAAGUGAAAUUUAUUGCCAUCUACAGUCUAUAAUGAGAUGGUCCACCGGCUCCCCCCCCCCUCCCCUCCCUUGCAGGGUUGGACUGGCCCACAAGGGUGCAGUGGGAACCCCCGGUGGGCCCCACUGCCUGGGGCCCCACCUCUCCUCUAUGGAGCAGGUUCCAGACUGUGCACUAGAAUUAUACAUUAUACAUAUGUUACCUGGGAUGUAGUCGGAAUCCUGACUGUCAAAAAACCGUCCAUCAGUAUACCGGCAGUGCUGCCACAGCUAUUCCCACUCCUGGAUGUCCACGACACCCAUGGAGUGGGAACAGAACCUGUGGUGAGCGAAGCGAGCCACCGAGCCCGCAAAGGGCUUUGUUCUACUUGCCCCCCUGCUGGCAUUCUGACGGUCAGGAUUCCGUACCCAACCCUGUUACCUUAUACUGCACAGGACUAUAGUGUAUUUUCCAAUGUGCAUUGCGGUUAUUAAUCUGGUACAUUAUCAUGCAUCCACUAGCAGUGUUCACUAUAUAUAUAUAUAUAUAUAUAUAUAUAUAUAUAUAUAUA
This is a messenger RNA of Pseudophryne corroboree (corroboree frog), 4576 nucleotides long. RefSeq names its product VPS37D subunit of ESCRT-I (gene VPS37D). Lineage: Eukaryota; Metazoa; Chordata; Amphibia; Anura; Myobatrachidae. Bases 169 to 1464 code for a protein of 431 amino acids. Gene Ontology annotation, biological process: protein targeting to vacuole; ubiquitin-dependent protein catabolic process via the multivesicular body sorting pathway; protein targeting to membrane. The transcript has 4 exons. The record is from RefSeq and is a predicted model, not a curated record. Gene Ontology annotation, cellular component: ESCRT I complex.